This is a messenger RNA of Camelina sativa (false flax), 312 nucleotides long. The record is from RefSeq and is a predicted model, not a curated record. NCBI's taxonomy places the organism in Eukaryota, Viridiplantae, Streptophyta, Magnoliopsida, Brassicales, Brassicaceae.
GACACUUUCUACUACGUCGAGCUUUUGGGAAUCAGCGUCGGAGGGACACGUGUCCCCGGCGUAGCGGCUUCGCUUUUUAAACUUGACCAGAUCGGUAACGGUGGGGUUAUCAUCGAUUCGGGUACGUCUGUGACCCGGUUGAUCCGACCCGCUUAUAUCGCAAUGAGAGACGCGUUCCGGGUCGGAGCUAGGACCUUGAAAAGAGCUCCGGAUUUCUCGCUCUUCGACACGUGUUUCGAUCUAUCCAAUAUGAACGAGGUUAAAGUCCCUACGGUGGUUUUACAUUUCCGUGAAGCUGACGUGUCACUUCCG